AUGGAAGGAAUUUCGCAAAGAUACAUCCAAGAACUAUUGCAGUUCGUGCGCACAAAAUCGCCCUACUACCGCUCUCUUUGGGCACAAGUUCCGGAAGGCAUCUCGUCGAUUGAGGAUCUUCCUCUCACAGACUCCGACGACUAUUGGACUGCGGCUCGCGAUGAUCAACUCCUGACUGGCCCGAUUAAUGAUGGGAUCAUUGUGCGGACGGGCGGCACAACGGCAGAGCCUAAGGUAGUUUACAUGACACGGGAGGAGGUGAAGCAGACGCUGCUCCCGCUGGCGCACUAUCUGUCGUCCUGCUCUGGUAUCCGCCCUGGUGAUCGCCUGGCCAACCUCUUCCACAUUGGGGGAAUGUAUGCAGGAUUUGUCGGCGUGACAACAGCAAUGCAGGACAUGCACAUGCAGCACGUACACCUCCCGAUCACCGGCAAUGAGUCGAUUCCGGACAUGGCGCAUUUUCUCAAGAUGUUUGAUGCGACAGUGAUUCUGAGCAACGUAUUCACUGUCUCUCGCGUGGCAGCGUAUCUUCGAGAGCAGGGUGAAACCAUCGACUCCGUACAUCUGAUACUAUACAUGGGAGAAAGCUUCUACAACGACAUUCUUCCAUCCUGGCUCGAGGCCUUUCCGAACAUGCGUGUACGACCGAUGAUGUACGCAGCGGUAGACGGCGGGAUCAUAGGAUUGCCUGUGAUCUCAUCAUCUGGCGACGAUGACCCAGGAGACCCUGUGUAUCAAGUCUCCUCGCCAAUGGUGUUGGUAGAGAUCCUGGACGAGGACGGCAAGGUGAUCACCGAACCAAACCGUCGGGGUCGGCUGAUGCUCACGGAUUGCAAGCGACGUCUUCAGCCCACUAUACGCUAUCCUAUUGGAGACAAUGCAGAAUGGGUUGACCAUGGCCGGAUGACGUUCCGCUUACUGGGUCGCGAGUCAAUCGCGCUGAAGGUCGGAUCUUUAUUUUUGAGCAUGCCAACACUUCGCAGCAUCGUCAGAGACACGUUUGGAGAGAGCAAAAUCAACAGCUUCCAACUGGUGGUCCGACGCAUGGAUGGAAAAAGUGAAGUGACAUUCAGGCUUGUUGCAGAUCCUGGCUCGACAGCUGAUCAGGAACUGAUUACUCGGAAGCUGGAGCAACGUCUGAUCACCGAGGCCCCAAAGUGGCAAGAGUACUUGGAAGUUGGCUACAUUCAGCCAUUGAGGACUGAGUGGGUCAAAGAGGAAGAUCUCUCGUACUCGGAACGAUCGGGUAAGCUUCGUGAAGUUGUAGAAGAGCGGUUUGGAUGA
Molecule: messenger RNA, 1284 nt
Organism: Cercospora beticola
Lineage: Eukaryota; Fungi; Ascomycota; Dothideomycetes; Mycosphaerellales; Mycosphaerellaceae
Source: RefSeq, a predicted model, not a curated record